AUGAGCUCACGCGAUGGCCGGCCCAUGGAGGAUCAACAGACGGGCCGGGCAGAUUCGGACGAAUCCUUAGCUACGGAAGCUGCAAUUGUUGAAGUGGAUGAGGAUUGUAUGCUGGCUUCACCAUCUGCGUUCGCGGCUUGUCAGUGGAGAAAACCUCAUCACAACACUUUCGUCUCAAUCUCCAUCUACUCUUUAUCAUAUUCUGGUUGUGGAACAAGAAGACCCAUCAACCCUUCUUUGCCCUUGCCCGCAAUUUCGACCCGUAGGACUCGCUGGUACAUGGCGACUCGAGCACAGUCAACCCUGUCCGAGACAAAGCCGGAUAAUACAUCUCCAGUUGCUGUCCGAGUUUCUGCAGACAUUCGUAAGAUCAAUUUCUGUCAAUGGUGUGGUGGUCCAACAAAGCAUGAAAUUCCUGAUGGGGAGGAGAAGAUGAGAGCUAUUUGCACUCUCUGUGGAAAAAUUACUUACGAAAAUCCAAAAAUGUUUCUUAUCUUUAAAAAGGGUCUCUCGCUUCAAAUAAAAAAGUUUCUCAUUCAAAGAUAUUUGGAAUUAGCAAUCGUUGUGGGAUGCCUCAUUGAAGUAUUGAGCAUGAUAACAAGGUCCUGCUUUGCAAGCAUAAUAUUGAACCAUCUUAUGGUCUUUGCUGCAGAAGGGGCAAUGAGGGAAACCUGGGAGGAAGCACGUGCAGAAGUGGAAGUUCUGUCGCCCUUUGCUCAAUUGGACAUGCCUCUUAUUGGCCAAACUUACAUCAUUUUCUUAGCAAGGCUGAAGAAGCCGAACUUCUCACCAGGCCCAGAAUCAUUAGAAUGCCUUCUUUUUGCACUUGAGGGUAUACCUUUCUUUGGCAUUCUCAUCAAUCAUGUUGAGGAUUUGAAGACUGGAAGGUUGAAGUUUCACUAUGGUACCAUCAAUAAAAGAGCUGGAAAAGAAGCCUCUUUUUCUCACUGCUGUGGUUGUGGAAACUGGCAGAAUUUAAAAAGUUACUCAUAUGGUUAA
Tripterygium wilfordii is the source of this 999-nucleotide messenger RNA. RefSeq names its product nudix hydrolase 23, chloroplastic-like. Lineage: Eukaryota; Viridiplantae; Streptophyta; Magnoliopsida; Celastrales; Celastraceae. The transcript has 9 exons. The coding region runs from base 1 to 999 and encodes 332 amino acids. The record is from RefSeq and is a predicted model, not a curated record.